Molecule: messenger RNA, 450 nt
Organism: Mytilinidion resinicola
Lineage: Eukaryota; Fungi; Ascomycota; Dothideomycetes; Mytilinidiales; Mytilinidiaceae
Exons: 1
Coding region: 1-450 (149 amino acids)
Source: RefSeq, a predicted model, not a curated record
AUGUCAAUUUUGAGCCUUACUUCUGCACGCGGACCAGCUUCAGAAUCGAAGCAUCGUUCCUACGAUGGUCUCCACUACGUCCAGCAUCCGACACUGGAACUCUACCAGCAGCCAACUCAAGAAAUGACCGAGAAGCAAGAUAAGCUGUGCGGUUUGCGGCAACGAACCUUUUUCAUACUCGUUGGUUCCUUGGCCAUCGUCAUGGCCGUCGGAGGUGGUGCUGGAGACAUGGGAGCCGCGCUCGCGGCAUCGAACCGGAAAUCAACAAAUACCUCGAGAACUGCCUCAGCUGUGGCUGCGUCAGCGGCAGCUGCUUCAAUUCAAGCAGCGAGUUAUGCGAGCUCUUCAUCGUCAGCCGGACUUGUGACUGUAUCCACAUCUUCGACAUCCUCGUCGACGACCACCACAGCAGAUGCUUCACCAAGCAGUAGCGAGAGGCACGACAGUUAA